This is a messenger RNA of Puccinia triticina, 891 nucleotides long. RefSeq lists its product as uncharacterized. The record is from RefSeq and is a predicted model, not a curated record. Lineage: Eukaryota; Fungi; Basidiomycota; Pucciniomycetes; Pucciniales; Pucciniaceae. The transcript has 6 exons. The coding region runs from base 1 to 891 and encodes 296 amino acids. Gene Ontology annotation, molecular function: rRNA small subunit aminocarboxypropyltransferase activity. Gene Ontology annotation, biological process: maturation of SSU-rRNA.
AUGCCAUCGAACACCCACAAGAACCGAGGUGGCGGACGAGGGAAAGGGUGCAAGCCACGCCGGCUGGGCAGCAGUCGACCCCAGAAAGACAUCAGUCGCUACCAGUCCGAUGGCUUCAACAUCGAUCGCCCGGACUCGCUCGUCAAAUCCCAAGAGGAACUCGACCACGAACAGGCCGAAGACGAACAACGGACCAGAAACGAUGAACUGAAUGGCUUGUCAGAGUCGAACGAAGUCAAGAUCGACUUUCCGAUUGCCAUGUGGGAUUUCGACCAUUGUGAUCCGCGGAAGUGCACGGGGAAAAAGCUGGGCAGACUUGGAUUGAUGACCGAAUUGAGGGUAGGACAGAGGUUUCGCGGGAUAGUACUCAGCCCGGAGGGCACUGUUCCGGUCAGUCCGAGCGACCGAGAGCAGAUCCAGAAGUUUGGGAUAGCCGUGGUUGAAUGUUCAUGGGCCCGACUAGAAGAGAUUCCGUUCUCGAAGAUCCGGACGAGUGGCGAUCGCUCGCUGCCUUAUCUGACUGCAGCCAACCCAGUCAACUACGGCAAACCAUACAAACUGACUUGUGUGGAGGCCGUCGCCGGAUCUCUCGCCAUCGUCGGUCUUCAAGCUCAGGCCGAAUUGUUGCUCCAGAAAUUCGGAUGGGGUCAUGCCUUUUGGUCUCUCAACCAAGAUUUGAUUAAUAGGUAUCGCGUCUGUGAGGAUAGUCAGGCGAUGCAAGCAGUACAAGCAGAAAUCCUGCAGACUAUUGAAGACGAAGCACGGGAAAGACGGCGGACGCCUGAAGACGAUGAUCUUCUUGUACCCAAUCCGAAUCACGCAAACAAUCGGUCAUCCGCUGAGGAUGGCGAUGAUACGGACAGCAGCCAAAGUGGAUCCGAUCCAGAAUAG